UGGAGUAGAAGAAAUAGAGAGAUCGAUUCCUCCUUCAUUUUGCUUUCGUUUUUGGCUUCCCCUUCCCCUUCUUUUUCUUUUUUUUAAUUCAAAUUUAAUUACUUCAAAGUAAAAAGAAAAAAAAGAUGAGGUUAUUGCAGCUGGGCUUCUUCCUAGCUUUAGCUUCCGGUCUCUCUGCUCUUCUCAUGUACAUCACCGGCGUCUCCGAUCUACAUGUGACCAAUUCACUAUCGAAUCAAGAUUUGGAAGCAUUGCAGUCUCUACAAAACGGUUUCAAGAAGUGCGUGGGUGUAAAUGGAUUAGGCUUACAAGCUGUGACUACUGGAAGUGAUUACUGUAAAGUUACUAUAAAUUUUCCUAGAGACACCGUCCCCAAAUGGAAAGAUCCUAAGACAGGAGAACUUGAAGGAUUAUCGUUUGAAUUUAAUCUAUGUGAAGCUGUGGCAACAUGGGAACAGGUGCGGAAUAGUACUACAAUACUCACGAGUGAGUUCAUUGAUGCUUUACCUAAUGGAUGGGAGGACUAUGCUUGGCGUAGGAUCAAUAAAGGAGUACUUCUUAACCAAUGCAAGAACAAAACUUUAUGCUUGGAGAAACUAUCACUAGUACUCCCUGAGACACCACCAUAUGUUCCAAGGCAGUUUGAUCGAUGUGCUGUCAUUGGUAAUUCUGGAGAUCUUUUAAAAACAAAGUUUGGAAAGGAAAUUGAUGAUUAUGAUGUUGUAAUUAGAGAAAAUGGUGCCCCAAUCAAGAAUUAUACAGAGUAUGUGGGCAAGAAAAGUUCAUUUCGUCUUCUUAACCGGGGAUCUGCUAAAGCCCUUGAUAAAGUUGUAGAGUUAGAUGAAACAAGAAAGGAGGUCUUGAUGAUUAAAACAACAAUACAUGACAUUAUGAACAAGAUGAUUCGGGAAGUUCCGAUAAACAAUCCUGUAUAUCUCAUGCUAGGUGCAUCUUUUGGAUCAGCAGCUAAAGGAACUGGACUCAAGGCUCUUGAAUUUGCUCUCUCUAUCUGUGAGUCAGUUGAUAUGUAUGGUUUCACUGUGGAUCCAGGAUACAAAGAAUGGACAAGAUAUUUCUCAGAAUCCAGGCAAGGUCACACUCCUCUCCAUGGAAGAGCUUACUACCAGAUGAUGGAGUGCUUGGGUCUUAUCAAAAUCCAUUCCCCUAUGCGAGCUGAUCCCAGCCGUGUUGUCCAUUCGUUACCAAGCCAGAGAACAAUUACAGCUGCUAGAAUUGCAUCAGAGAAAUUGUUGAGGAGGGUCGGAGCAGGAUCUGAAGACCCACUACGUGCAUGCUCCAUUAGAAAGAAGGUAGCAAAAAGAAAGUCUACAGCUAUCUCUGGUCUCAGAAAGGCUGCUGUAGAUCAUCAAAAUUUCGUUGAAGGCACAACCAUGUAUCCUUUGGAGCACCAUCCUGGACAUGGUCUCCUUUGCACACUGCCAAAAGAUUGAAUCAAAGAAAGCUAGAGUUGCACCGAAAUAGGUGAUGAAUUUGUUAAAUUACUGGCCAAUAUAAACCACUCACUAGCUGCUGUACUUCAAUUGCUCUGUUCAACAAAAUUUUGGUUCGAGUCAGAAGGCAACACAAAAUGUAGGUGAAAAUCAUUUUUUUCAGAAUUUUAAUUUUACGCGUAGCUUCAUUGUUCUUUUGACUAAUAGCAUCUCCCUAUCAUUUUUCCCUUUGAUCCCCUAGUCAUUUCUUCUCUUAUGUCAAGCCAUUUUCUGUUGUAAUUGGAUUGGACCAUUGUCGCCCUGCCUGUAUAUGUCUCUCAGUUGUUUUGAUGACACUAAACAAGGAAAACAAAAGGACAUUUAUGUA
Messenger RNA from Populus nigra (black poplar), 1818 nucleotides. Its product is annotated as sialyltransferase-like protein 2. The transcript is spliced from 12 exons. The record is from RefSeq and is a predicted model, not a curated record. The coding region runs from base 126 to 1451 and encodes 441 amino acids. NCBI's taxonomy places the organism in Eukaryota, Viridiplantae, Streptophyta, Magnoliopsida, Malpighiales, Salicaceae. Gene Ontology annotation, molecular function: sialyltransferase activity.